GGAAAUGAAUUUAUUUUUAUGAGUUACAAGGACAGUUUAAAAUUGUUGAAUAAAGAGAAUAAAAAAAUUAAUAACGUAAUUGGAACGAGAGUUAUUGUUUAUUCAAUUGGAAGAAAUUGUUGAUCGAUUGAACCGAGUGAAUUCGGACGUUUUGAACUGAAUAAAAAAUUGUGGUUUCUUUAAAAAAAAAUUGGAAAAAUGUCGGGGGACGCGACGACGUCAGAUGAAGAGGGAUCGCAAGAGGAUUCGGGACAAUAUGACAUUGAUGACCUAGAGAUGGUCAAAACCAUCGGCACUGGCACAUUCGGGAGAGUUGUGCUGUGCAGGCAUCAGGGCAGUCCCUUAGCACUGAAGGUUCUCUCCAUGGUGGACGUGAUACGACUUAAACAAGUGGAGCACGUCAGGAAUGAAGUUUCCGUUCUCAAAGAAGUUAAUCAUCCUUUUAUAGUCAAUAUGCUUUGGAGUGGUAGAGACACGGCCAACGUCUACAUGCUCCUGGAAUUUGUCGCUGGUGGUGAACUAUUCUCCUACCUCAGAGCAGCGGGAAGAUUCUCAGUCCCCACUAGUUGCUUCUAUGCAUCGGAAAUUGUUUGCGCCCUGGAUUACCUGCACUCAAAGCACAUCGUCUAUCGGGAUUUAAAGCCCGAGAAUCUGUUAUUAGACAGCCAGGGCCACCUCAAGAUCACCGACUUCGGCUUCUCCAAGAAACUAACAGACAGAACAUGGACGUUAUGUGGAACCCCAGAAUACCUAGCCCCCGAGAUAAUCCAAAGCAAAGGUCACAACAAGGCCGUGGACUGGUGGGCCCUAGGUGUUCUAAUCUACGAAAUGCUGGCAGGAUACCCUCCCUUCUUCGACGACAAUCCCUUCGGCAUCUACGAGAAGAUCCUCGGCGGAAGGAUAGAGUGGCCGAAGCACGUGGACCCCGUCGCGAAGGAUCUCAUCAAGAAGCUGUUGGUAGCCGACAGGACCAAACGACUCGGUAACAUGCGACAAGGUGCGGAAGACGUUAAGAGACACAGAUGGUUCAAGCUCAUAGAUUGGACACUGGUACCCCAAAGAGCGUUAACUCCACCGAUCCGACCUAGAGUGAAGGCCCCAGGUGACGCCAGUUGUUUUGACGAUUACCCAGAGACAGAUUGGAGAUCCCAACCACCACUACCACCGGAUCAAUUAGCCCUGUUCCAGGACUUCUGACGAGCGCUUCUACCUGACUAGCCAUGUUGAAAUAACGAGUCGCCCCUCGGGGUUGCUCAUCCCUUUAAACAUGUUAUGGACGUGCAUCUGGGGAUAGACUAGCAGUCGUCAAAAUUCCCAGGAGCUCUGCCAAUAAAUUUUUUAUCACCGU
Messenger RNA from Diachasma alloeum, 1348 nucleotides. RefSeq names its product cAMP-dependent protein kinase catalytic subunit PRKX (gene Pka-C3). Lineage: Eukaryota; Metazoa; Arthropoda; Insecta; Hymenoptera; Braconidae. Gene Ontology annotation, molecular function: ATP binding; protein serine/threonine kinase activity. The record is from RefSeq and is a predicted model, not a curated record. Bases 199 to 1197 code for a protein of 332 amino acids. The transcript has 5 exons. Gene Ontology annotation, biological process: protein phosphorylation.